Messenger RNA from Silurus meridionalis, 3746 nucleotides. RefSeq names its product sema domain, immunoglobulin domain (Ig), transmembrane domain (TM) and short cytoplasmic domain, (semaphorin) 4Ab (gene sema4ab). The transcript has 15 exons. Gene Ontology annotation, molecular function: chemorepellent activity; semaphorin receptor binding. The record is from RefSeq and is a predicted model, not a curated record. Gene Ontology annotation, biological process: negative chemotaxis; semaphorin-plexin signaling pathway; positive regulation of cell migration. Lineage: Eukaryota; Metazoa; Chordata; Actinopteri; Siluriformes; Siluridae. Bases 403 to 2982 code for a protein of 859 amino acids.
UAAAUAACAGAGUCGGGGUGUCGGGGUGGUGCGUGGGACAGACGUGCACAGGCACGUCAGGUAGACGUGAGGUGUCUUCACCUGGAGAGGGACGCAAUAACAAUGUGUCAUUUCCAGUGUUCGUAGUAUGGGGUUGAGGCUUCCUUGAAAAAAUCGACGUGAUCUGCGUACGUCAAUCACUCCGGGGUUUUAACAUCGAGGGAAAACCAUCAUCAGCUGAGUAGUUCCCGAGAAGGUUCUUUUCUAAGGUCUUCAGUAAUCUGCAAGUUUUUUUUCCUGGGAUGGAAAUCUGACCCUGGGACUGGAGACCCCUUCCAUCAAUUUCACCUUCUGACCAAAACCUGCUUGGGAGAGUGUGCAGAGUGAGAAUUGUGAUUUAUGUAAUAUGAAGGACACUAAUGGAUGGUGAGACAUGACUGCUCUGACUUCCUGUGGGCCGUGCGAGCGGCGCGCGAGCUCCACUCAGACGCUUGCAGAACAAAACAGAGGUUUGAAGACCAGCGCUCUCAGAUAGCUCUGUGCACCUGCUCUACCUCCUCCUCUGCCUCAUCUAAUCCUUCAUCCUUGUCUUCACCGCCUCCGGGCAGAAUGGCAUCCGUACAGCCUUUGUUCCUCACUGCGUCCAUCAUCUUCUUCCUCUUCAUCAGCAGCGCUCACGCUCACGCCGUCCCUCGCCUCACCUUUCCUCUCGAGAGCCCUGGUCGUCCUAUUACACUCUUCAAUCUUCCGGAUGUUUCUAACACCACCACACUGCUGCUAAGUAAUGAUGAGGAGACGCUGUACAUCGGAGCGAGAGACGCCAUCCUGUCCCUCAAAAUCAGCAAAACAGGAAGCCUGGAGCUCAGCAAGAAGAUUGACUGGUCUCCUACAGAGACAGAGCUGAGAGAAUGCAUCAUGAAGGGCACCAAUGAGAUGGACUGUGCAAACUUUGUUCGAGUGCUGCAAGUCCUGAACUCCACACACAUGUUCGCCUGUGGAACGUUUGCCUUCGGUCCUCGCUGCAGCUACAUAAGCUCUGAGGAUUUCUCUCUGUCCUCGAGUGCUGGCGAGAAACAUGAGGAGGGACGAGGACGCUGUCCAUACAACCCCUACAACAAACACACCGCCAUUACUGUGGGUGGAGAGCUGUACACCGCCACAGUGGCAGACUUCAGAGGGAAUCGUCCUGUCAUCUCUCGGCACCUGAGUGAAGGAGAUCGAGUGGACAUGAAGCUGGACGACACUCCGGGUUGGCUGGAAGAUCCCACCUUCAUCAGCUCCGCGUACAUCCCGAGCGAGGAGAAGGUUUACUUCUUUUUCAGCGAGAUGGGACGCGAGUACGACUUCAUCGAAAGGUUCACGGUGUCUCGCGUGGCUCAGGUUUGCACGAGCGAUGUAGGAGGACAGCGGACCCUGCAGAGAAGAUGGACCACAUUCACCAAAGCCCAGCUCCUGUGCCAGGCCAGAGACGAGCUGCCCUACAACGUCCUGCAGGACAUGAGCACACUGUGGCCCGCAGAGGGCGCCAGCGAGGACGAGACGCUCUUCUACGGCAUCUUCAGCUCCCAGUGGUCGGUGAACUCCGGGCGCUCGGCGGUGUGCGCCUUCAGCCUCAGGGACGUCAAGGACGUGUUCGGGGGGAACUACAAGACGCUGAACAGGGACACGCUGAGAUGGAGCUCACGCAUGCAGGAGAAGAUCGCCAAUCCUGGAGAGUGCGGUCUCCAUAACUCCUCGGAUAACGUCCUCCGCUUCGUCAAGGAGCACUUCCUGGCUGAUAAGAGCGUGUCUCCAGCCAAUCAGGGCCUGGCGUUAGUGUCAGGUGACCAGCGCUAUACCAACCUCGUGGCUCAGAGAGUGAAGGGGGCUAAUGGGAGGGAAUACACCGUCCUGUACCUGCUCACAGAAAGCGGCUUUCUGCACAAAGCCGUGCUGGCGGGGGGCGGAGCUCACAUUGUCGAGGAGAUCCAGGUGUUACGGGAACCGCAGAGGGUCACGAACCUCCUGCUGUCCAUCUCUAAGGGUGUGGUGUUUGUGGGCUCCUCAGAGGGCGUGGCCUCGGUUCCUCUCUCGGCCUGCGCUCUGUACCGGAGCUGUGCCGAGUGUGUGUUAGCUCGAGACCCGUUUUGUGCCUGGGACUCCACCAGGAGAGUGUGUGCUCAUGUCUCAGCUGUCACUGACCAGGCUGUUCAGGAUGUAGAUGGAGGUAACGUGUUGAAAGUGUGUAAAAACUUCACAACACUGAAUCCCAGAGGACGCUCCGUCACCACCACUGUUUCUCACAGUGAGGUGGUGUCAGUGUCUCUGAAGGAGGUGGUGCGUCUCCGGUGCAGGACGUUGUCUCAGCUGGCUACGCUUCACUGGGAGCGUUCGGGAGCUGAACUGUCUCCUGACAUCUACAUAAAGGAACACGGCGUCCUCAGCUUCCUGGCCACGCCCACCACCCUGGGCUCGUACAGGUGUCAGGCCACGGAGAACGGCUUCACGCAGACGCUCUGCCUUUACGAGGUCAGACAGAAGGAGGACCCCAGCCUUCAGCCCAUCUCCACUUCUUCCACUUCCUCCACUUUCUCCACCUCCUCCACCCUCAGUCCUGCGCCUGCGAGAGAAACCACGCCCCGGGAGAAGACCGAGACGAAGCCCACGACGCAGACGAGCGCUUCCACGCUGAUUCCAGCCGUCACCCAGGCUCCUGCUCACGGAUCCAAACACAUGCUGCAGCACGAGAGCAGCGCGAGCUACCUGAAGGAGCUGGUGGCUGUCUCGGUGCUGUUAGCCAUGUGCGUCUGUGCGUUGCUUUUGUUAGUGGCGUACGACCUGAGGAAGACGUAUCACAGCCGGACGGCGCCACAUCUGUCCUCGCACGACAGCGAUCAGGAGCGGGAGGUGCUCCAGGGGGAAUCCCCUCACCCGGAAAAACAAAGCAGCGAGAAAUCGCCACACCCCCCGAACACGGGCGUUUCCAACGGCUCGAACGUCUAUCUACCCAACACUCCCAUCUGAGCCCCGCCCCCCGCCUUGCUUUUUUUUCAACACGUCUCUGUUUUGUAUCGGGGGGGUUGUUAGGGGUUGUUUUAGGGGGGUUGUACCACACUUUACGCCUUUACGCCUUUUUCCGUCACCUGCAUCUGAGCCAGAAUGAACCCUCUGCGUGGUUCUGACCCGUCCUUCAGACCGGCGCUGGGGUUUCAGCCGAGGAACGAAACUAACGGAAAGAAAGUGUUCUACCUAGACAUUAACGUUUCUAUAGUAACGACUCAAACAAAGCCUGGUACGGCGGAUACUCCCGCGUAAUCCACUCAAACUAACAAACUAACAAACGUCGUGCUUAUUUAAUAACGAACGCAUGAACGGAGAGACUUUACGAUCAAUGCGUACGAUUUCCUUCUUUUUUGUUUUUUUGACUGAGCCUUUUUUGAGCUUUACGAGUGAGAUCAGAGUGAGAGAGAGAGAGAGAGAGAGAGAGAGAGAGAGAGAGAGAGACUGGUGAAGAAACAAGUGUUUAUAGCUGCUUUCACUUCACCCAUAACUUUUUUUGGGACGUAGCUAAAGGUAGCUAUAAACGGAUAAAUGUGUGUUGAUGGUUCUCAGGACGGGACGUUGCACUCUGUUAUCUGUCUCUCAGAACUGCACAUGAUGUUUGUUUUUUGAGAGGAAUGAGGAAGAUCAGAAACCCUCAGAACAAACUGCUUUUAUUUUGUUUAAAACUUCGUCUGAAAAAAAUCUCAAUGUUCAUCGAUAACACCAAUAAAAUGCCUUCAAACGGG